CUCUCAGAAUGCCUGCGCCAGCUCCAGACUACAAGAAAAGGCCUCCGCCAAUCGCUAUUCCCCAGUGGCCUCCUGUUGCUCACGGCCAAAACGCCUUUCCCAAUGCGCCACUUCAAGGCAAAGGCAGUAAUCAGCACCCGCAGCGUUUUGCAUCUUCGUCGACCCAACAAGCCGCGCGCUCUGGAACAACGACACCGCUGACGUCGCCGCUGGAACUUGGAGAAUUUGGUUUCGCAGUCCCCAAAUCUGGCUCCCAAGCGAGCAAGCACCGUGCAUCAGCAAUGACAACACUUUCGGGUCUCAUGGGCCAAGCCCGCACUUCACCACGGAAGCCAGAUCACGGCUCCGUACCCAGUCGACAUGGCUCGACUACGCGCUCCCGCCAGUCAGAGCGCAGCCACCGCAGCGCUAUUGAAGCUCAAGCCCAGCUUGAGAUUUUUGAUCAAGACGAGACAACCUCAAGAUCUCAGAUCGAGUCCCGCACUGAGAACAAGUUGUUCAAAAUGACUGGUCAGAUCCCUCCAACACCCACCACAGGACCCAUCGAUCCGGAAAAGGUUUUUAUUCGAACGGAAGACCUUCGCGCUCAGUGCAGGGCUGUUAGUGGCGACAAACAUACUGAAAGCGGUGAGCUUGCUAAAAGCCCCAAGAAGAAGCUUUUUGGUGUCAGUCUCCCCAUGUUCAGCAAGACAGCCGCAGUUGCCACCGCACCUGCAAUGCCACAGAAAGCAGCCCAGAUUUUUGGUACUAAACCCUCACGGAAACCUCGUCGGUUCGAGCCACGCCCAAUCAGGUCGGCGCGUGUUGUCAAGACGCCUACAAAGAUCUCACGAUCAGACACAUCAAAGUCUCUGUCCGCAACCUUGUAUGGCGACAUUACGUCGGACGGGCUUCACCGCACUACCUCGACACGUGGCAACCAUACCACUGUGCGCUCAUCACCGGAAAAAGAGAAUACGCCGCUUCAAGAGCAAGCCUCAGUGCAAUCGUCAUUCGAGUCUAUGCCUCCUCCUACUCCUCCUGCUAAAGAUACGCCUCCCGAGUUUCGUCUUCACAGGGGCCCGUCAAGUCCACUACGACGAGCGCCUUCUCACGAGGAUUUGCGCGAGAGCUACGGCAGCCAUCCAAAUAAAGGCAUGCAAGUUCAAUUACCGUUUCCAAUGUUUGCACUCAGUCCAUCGCCUCCAAAGACCGCUAUUCACGGUAUGGGUGACGUGAGUCCGACUAAAUAUCGGCCAUACACUGCUGAAGACUACACCAAGCUCAUUGAAGGUGAGGCGCUGCAUUGGCUCCAUGCUGAUGAGGGUGAAGCAGGCGAAAUGAAAGAAGGCGGCCAUAGCGCACCACUGGCCGACGAACGUCGUGAUCUGCUGCUGCAGCUUCCUCAGUCGAGUCGCAGCGACGACAAACAUUACAACGAGCGAAUUGGUCGCCGGCUGAGUCCCCUGCCACCGCGGUUUUACUCUCCAUCUGAUCGAUCUGUUCAGCUUUUCACCGACGGUGAGAGUCCGUCGCAGAAUACUGACGCCAGCCGUAUGCUCUUCGCGCCGCUCAAGCCUAGCCUGCUCAACGAAGGCUCCAACGACAAAUCGGUCGAAACGAUGUAUCAGAACAGUGUGAAUGCCAUUGAGUCAGAUGCCGCAAAACCACAGACAGCCGACAAAGACUGCGCACAGCCACCUUCUGGAGGUCCCCCGCGCGUGAAGGACGGCUUCGCGGGUAUGCAUGGGCUGCCCACUGGUGGGUGUGAGAGUAACCGUAAGAGCGAAAGAUCCGGCGCGCACACUCAGCACGCCGAGAUGUCACCUGCGCCUAUGCUCCGCGGCGGCAACGGUACUGCUCCCUCUGGUCCUUGGCCUUCUCCGCGUACACAAAAAACAGUCGAGGAUCACUUCUUCAUGACCAACGAACAUUUGGAUGUUGUUGGUAAAACCACAUACGAUGCCCUCGACAUGUACACAAAGCAACAGAUCAACGCAACGAAUACUAAGCAUGAACAGCUUGUGGUCAUCUUGGACAAACAUAUCGAAGACUUGAAAUCUCGCAUCAACUUGGUUAGCGAGAAGGCCGAUGACAACUGCAACCAAACUCACAAUAUCGGUGCAAAGCUUGACCAGUUCGAAACAUUUCUCAAGACCGAAGUGCUCGGUGUGAUGACUGAGCAGACGAAGAAGACAGCCGAAGUGGAGUCAAGCCUGAAAGAGAUCCAGAAGGCAAUGGCGCAUAUGCAGCAGACUGUGGAAAAGCUGUCCGAGCUCAAGCCUACUCCUCAUCACCCAGGUACUGGUACAUUGCCUACUUCUGGUACAUCGAACGUGAUGUCCCAUGUUACGAACCCGAUGGUCCAUACCACGAACCCGAUGUCCCAUGAUACGAACCCGAUGCCCCACGUUCCGGCGGCCCAGCAGUACGACUCACACAGCGAUCCGCGAGGCAACUACGGCAACAACUGGCAAUCUCAAGCAUGGAACGGCCGUUCGACAUACCAAGGCCGCCACAGAGGGGAGGCCUCUUCGUACGCUGGUGUCAAUCCCUAUCACUACAGCAAUGGCAGCCAGUACAACAACACGUACAUGAACGGCUAUUCUGCUGACAACUUCUCCCCGUCCAGCCCUAACCAGCCGUACACCUAUGGCCAGAAGCCAGCUCAAUGAGGCAUUCGGAAGUCUGGCGAUGGAAAAUUUCGGCUCGGUCCACGACAUGCCGUUUGGCGAGUUUUCUGUAUAAUAACAUGGUUUGGCUUGGUGGCGAUACACGGACUGCAAGGCGGUGGCACAGAUCUUUUGUUCCUUGCCAUGUCACGGAGUGUCCUUUCGCGGGUAUCGAAACAAUAGUCUAGCAAACAAAAAGCAUAGCCAAUAAAAC
Molecule: messenger RNA, 2865 nt
Organism: Boeremia exigua
Lineage: Eukaryota; Fungi; Ascomycota; Dothideomycetes; Pleosporales; Didymellaceae
Exons: 3
Coding region: 9-2654 (881 amino acids)
Source: RefSeq, a predicted model, not a curated record